Molecule: messenger RNA, 1698 nt
Organism: Arctia plantaginis
Lineage: Eukaryota; Metazoa; Arthropoda; Insecta; Lepidoptera; Erebidae
Source: the annotation of a GenBank genome assembly
AUGGCGAACUCAAAAGACGAACCAGUUAUUUUAGCACAUGAGUGUUAUGUCAAAAAGGAUUACGCAGGAGCUUUACAACAUCUCAAUGAAUUGGAAAACCUUGUUGGAAGUGGCAAUAAACGAGUACAGCAUAAUAAAGCAGUAGUAGAAUUUAUGGCCAGUGAUAUGAAGAAUAUAGACAACUUCAAAAAAGCCAUUGCACAACUAACAGGCCUUACUUUUCCAGACAUUGAAACAAAAGAUCUUAGCUCACCAUUCUUAUUAUACAACUAUGCUGUGCUGCUAUACCAUUCAAGGUAUUAUUACCAGUGUGCGGUUCUACUGGAAAGGUUACUCAACUGUAAAAAUGUAAAAGACAACAAAUUGUUCCAGCAAAUUCUAUUAUUAUUGUUAGAGUCUACCCUGUGCAGACGUACGUUUGAGAAAACAUUAGAAAUAGCCAAAACACAUGGCGAGCCUCUAAAGUCUAAUAAAGACGUUGGUGAUCUAUUUGAGAGACUUGUAAGUAGAGCUCAGUUGUUAUUGGGCCACAAAUUAAAGUUGAAUUUAAGAUCAGAUUCUAUAGAAAAUGUUUUCAUUAUAGCACAACAGCAAUAUUUAAAUGGUGAUGUAAACGAAUCGGCAAGCACAUUGGGACAGUACAAAACUUUAAAAUAUAAUUAUGAUUUAAAGACUCAAGGUGAAGACAUUUGGGCAGCCAUCAACAAUAAUCUCGGUGUCAUAUACUUGUCAAUAAAAAAGCCAUUUUUAGCGUCAAAGUAUUUUCAACAUGCUGUUAAGGAACACUUUAAGGCUAUGGAAUCUGAAGAUAGUGAAAGGUUAAUAGCUUGCAGGGACCGACCGCUGUAUGUUUUUAAUUUAGGCCUUGCACUACUGGCAGCUAACAACUCGGAAGGUGCUUUUGAAUGUUUAGUAGAAGCAGCCAGACAUUAUCCCAACAAUCCUCGAAUAUGGCUGCAUUUAGCAGAAUGCUGUGUAAAGAAAUGUUGUAGUGAUGAAGCUCAACAGUACACUGUAAAAAAACUAGGCAGUGGUUCACAUACUCGCAUUUUAUUGUCUAAGGAAGGUAAGGAUAAGUAUUCAACAUCAGGGGAGUCAUUCGCUAUCCCAUCUUUAUCAUUGGAAUUUGCAGCAUUGUGUUUGAAAAAUGCUAUAACGUUACUUCCGAAUCAAGAGGCACCUGCAGAUGUAACCGUUCCAUUAAUACAAGCACCUCCCGGUCCACCAAUUAACUGGAAACAGAGGUGCGAACUGAAAAAUUCAACAUUUGUAUUACAAAGUUAUGUAUUACUGCAUUUACAAGAUCCUUUAUCUGCUUUAAUGAGUGCAAAUGAACUACUGAAUCAGCCAGACGCAUCUAGUAGUCACAAGGCUUGGUCGCAUAUUUAUGCGGCCGAAGCGUUGAUAAACCUAGACCGAAUAGCUGAUGCAGUGGAACAUUUACACCCGCCGAUGAUACAUGAACUAGUAUCGGUGUUACCAAACCAAAUGAAGGAUAUGAUAGCAGUAAGUGUAUGGGCAAAAGCGGCCGUCUGUCACAUAUUGAGAGGUGAUUUAGUAACGGCAAGAAAAAUACUGCUUCAAAUAAAUUCACCAAGAGUACUCCCACUACAGAUGUAUUUAGAAAUAUGCACAGGUAAUAUUGAAAACUGCCACACUCUACUUAGAAAACUAAGAUUUACUAACUUAACACAGUAA